AUGAACCCUCUUUUCCGACCUUUCAGUAAGAAGAAUCGAGUUCCCUCCUACACUGAUCGUAUCCUCUACAUGGCACACAACGAUUUUGCCCUCGAUCACAACGUUCAACUGGAUUCCAUGGGUCGUAGGGCGCCACAGAAGAAGCGCAAGCAUCCCGUUCGUGGCGGCCCAACAGAACAGGAUCCGACCGCCCUCAAUCAGAGUUUGUUGGCCGAGCAUCCAGACCUGCGGCUGUUGGUCUAUGAUUGCCUACCGCAGUAUCUCCUCUCGGAUCACAAACCCGUGUACGCACGCUUUGAGGCCCUGGUGCCUAAUUCAUGGUUCGCGCUGCCUAUUCGUUUCCUGCCCUCUAUCAAGGACGGUAAGUUCCCCUCCGGUGCCAUAGAUGUUUGCAUUUCCGCAAACUGUCUCGAACUUUAG
Molecule: messenger RNA, 420 nt
Organism: Dibothriocephalus latus
Lineage: Eukaryota; Metazoa; Platyhelminthes; Cestoda; Diphyllobothriidea; Diphyllobothriidae
Source: the annotation of a GenBank genome assembly